This is a messenger RNA of Lactuca saligna, 1079 nucleotides long. The record is from the annotation of a GenBank genome assembly. NCBI's taxonomy places the organism in Eukaryota, Viridiplantae, Streptophyta, Magnoliopsida, Asterales, Asteraceae.
AGGGUUUUUUGUGAAAGCUUGAAUCCAUCGACUAGGGUAACUAAAGGGUAGGCGAACCGGGAAAUGGAAGCAAUAAAUCCAACAUUCACUCUCAAAUCGAUUCUACUGUACAAGGUUUCAAUUUAGGGCUCUCUACAUUCUUAUCGAUUCUACUUUCAUUCAAGCUUACAUCGGUUUUUUUGGUAUACAGUAACCGAAGGUUACAUUCUCAUCGAUUCCACUUUCUCUCUUUGAAGAAAAUAUCUCAUAUUUUCAAAAAGCCCUAAACCAGCCACCGCCGGCUAUCACUUCCACCAUCGUUCACGUCGUCCUACUUCCCAGAUGGUGUGUGUGUGCGCGGCAAGACUGAACAGAAAAUGGGAAAGAAAAGAAAACAUGAGGUGAAAGAUAGAGAAGAGAUUUUAAGGCCGAGGGGAGGAUGCAUCGGAGCUGUGGUUUCUAUUGUAAUAGUAAGCGAAUAUUUUAUCACAAGUUGGAGAUGCUUAAAAACUUUCAGGAACUCGGAGUUUUGUAAUCAAUUUUAUCGGGCUUAUUUUGUGCUGAUUGUGCAAGAAAUAUUUGAUGUGAUGACCGACAGUUUCCAUAAACUGGGAUUUAACCUGCAUAUGUUGGUGUUGCAGCACUUAUUCUGCCUGGUGGAAUCUAGGUCAUUAACUGAGCCUUUGUGGGACACGUCAACUGUUUCAUAUCCGUAUCCAAACAAUGGGAUGUUUGUGAGAGACAGAGAGAGUACACUAUUAAGCUUCUUGGUGCCUCUUUUCCAAAUAUUCCAACAUCUGAGGUUAGAUAGCCUAGUUGGGUUGUUUGGAGCAAGAUGUCAACCAAGUUCAACUAAUGACCCUUUUGGCCUACCAAGAAUCUCAUAUGGUCUUGUCCAAGUGUUGGUAGAAAAAGAUAGAAACUUGGACUUACAACAUGCUUUGGAAGUUGAUGCUUCUGUGAAAUCUUUGAAAAUAGAUGUUGUAACAAUAUGCGAGAUUGAAGCUACUGUGAUGCCUGAAGAUUACAGACAAAAGAAGGUUUGGAUCUUCUGUAGUGAGUGCAAUACACUUCAGAGUUUCUUGAAUUUUGAAUUUUGA